Solenopsis invicta (red fire ant) is the source of this 2727-nucleotide messenger RNA. It is a transcript of the gene adp, whose product is annotated as WD and tetratricopeptide repeats protein 1. The record is from RefSeq and is a predicted model, not a curated record. Gene Ontology annotation, molecular function: protein binding. Gene Ontology annotation, cellular component: cytoplasm; Cul4-RING E3 ubiquitin ligase complex. Lineage: Eukaryota; Metazoa; Arthropoda; Insecta; Hymenoptera; Formicidae. Gene Ontology annotation, biological process: negative regulation of fatty acid biosynthetic process. The transcript has 15 exons. Bases 371 to 2377 code for a protein of 668 amino acids.
GCUGUUUCUCUCUUGUUCAUCUCUUUUUCACUCUUCCACUCAUCGUUUCCUUUUCUUAUACUUUCUAGAGUUGUUUUAUAUCCAUAUUCCAAUAAGAAGUAAUGUAACUCUUGUAGAACUUAUGCUCUUCACUGUGUAUUGUGCAUUUAAUCAUGCGAAGAAUAAAAAAUUGGAUGAAAUGUACGAAUCGGUCUAUUGUGCGGAAUUUUUACGCAAAAAGUUUUAAAUAAGCAAGAUAAGUUACUUGUCCCUAAGCUGUAUAAAUGCUGAACGGAAACGAGUUAACUCGUCCCUCAUGCUCAGCGUAUUAAAUAAGCGAGAGGUAACUUAUAUUGUGCCACGAUAAAUAGACAGAAUAUUUUUCAUUGAGAUGUUUCCUAGUAUCCAGAAGAAGGACUAUAAAGUUCUGGAAUUAGUACGUCAGAGAGAAAUACAAGACUCGGUGACACAUACGAUUCUACAAAAACUACAAGUUACCGAAAAUUUAAUAUUACGUCUGGGUUUAGAAAAGGAAUUAAAUGGUCAUUCGGGAUGUGUCAAUUGUUUAGAAUGGAAUGAGACUGGACAAGUUCUUGCGUCAGCAUCAGAUGAUAAAGACAUUAUUUUGUGGGACCCUUUUCGUUAUGAAAAAAAACUUGUACUUCAUUCGGGCCAUCGCGGAAAUAUUUUUUCUGUAAAAUUUAUGCCAAAAUCAAAUGACAGUAUACUGGUGUCAGGUGCGGCGGAUUGCAGGAUUCGGGUGCACGAUCUUACGCUCUCCGAACCAAUAUUCACAUGUAAAUGUCAUAAGCAACGCAUUAAGCGUAUCGCCACCGUUCCCAGUAUACCGUUUUUAUUUUGGAGCGCGGGUGAGGACGGUCUUUUCCUGCAAUACGACAUUCGCACACCGCACGUUUGCAAGAGCAAUGACCACAGCGUGCUUGUGAAUCUGGUGUAUCAUACGGGUUGCUAUGCUGAAGGCAAGUGCAUCGCCGUAAACCCGAGGAGACCCGAACUGAUAGCCAUUGGCGCUAACGAUGCUUAUGUACGAAUGUACGAUCGACGAAUGAUAAAGCUUUCGCAGGUUCCUCCCUCUAUACAUGACAAUUCGAAUGGAGCGAAUAUUAGUACAUAUCGAGCAGGCAAAGGUGAUCCAGAUGACAAUAUUCCAUUAGGUAGUGCGCAGUAUUUUACCGCAGGUCAUCUGCGUUCUCGUGAUGGUGCCAGGAGUAUUACGACCACUUAUUUGACGUUCAGCGAUGAUGGAAAUGAGUUACUUGUAAAUAUGGGUGGAGAACAAAUUUACUUGUUUGACAUCAACGAUCCAAACAGUUCGAAAAUAUUUUUUGAUUCGUCAUUGAAAUAUCCAGGAUCAAUUGAGCAUGGUCAAAGACUUGAUGAAUAUUACCUAAAACAGAAUGACAUAGAUGACACAGAUGAUUUUGUAGAUAAAAAUGUGAAGGUGUUGCCACCGCAUAUUGAAGAAAUAAAACGUCUAGCAAACGAGGGCUUUGAGGAGGAGAAAUAUUCAUUUGCAAUUAAUUUAUAUAAUAAAGCUAUUUCGAAUUGUCCAACGGCAGCGGUAUUGUUUGCUAAUCGAGCAGCUGCUUAUAUGAAACGCGCUUGGGAUGGCGAUAUUUAUGCUGCUUUACGAGACUGCAAGACAACAUUACUUCUUGAUCCAGAACACGUAAAAGCUCACUUUAGAUUGGCACGUUGCCUGUUUGACUUAAAUCGAUCGAUUGAAGCUGACAAGGUGCUCAAGAGUUUUCAACAAAAAUUUCCAGAAUAUGCAUCUAAUUCAGCAUGCAGAGCGUUAAAGAUGGACAUAAAGGAAGCUAUUGAUGCCGGAAAAGAUAUCACACAAACCAGACAGGCGUUUCUUCCCUUAUCAGAAUACGAGCAAGAAUGGAGACGUAAUACAAUUGAUUACAAAAUGAGAUUUUGUGGUCAUUGUAAUACUACGACCGACAUAAAGGAGGCAAACUUCUUUGGAAACAAUGGUCAAUAUAUAGUUGCUGGAUCAGAUGAUGGUUCCUUUUUUAUUUGGGAUCGUAAUACUACCAAUAUCGUACGAGUGUUACGAGGGGAUGAAAGAAUCGUCAAUUGCUUACAGCCACAUCCAUCCAUGUGCUUGUUAGCUACUAGCGGUAUUGAUCCAGUAAUCAGAUUAUGGAGUCCAUGGCCAGAGGAUGGUAGUGUUAACGAAAGAGAAAUUCAGAAUCUAGAUGACGCUGCAUCAGCCAAUCAAAUACGCAUGAACAGCGAUCCGUUUGAAUUAAUGCUGAUGAACAUGGGAUACAGAUUUCCCGUUCCACAGCAUGAAUUUAGUGACGAGGACAGCGAGGAACAGCACGAUCAACCGAUAACACAAGCUUUGAAUUGUAGACCAAGCUAAAUUUUACAAAAAACGAAGAGGAACACAGUGAUUAACAGUGGCUAGAUAAUUAAAAUACAUUUAUUUUAAUAUAUUGUAAUCUGUCACACUAUUAUUUCAAUCUUAAUUAUUUAUUUUCUCUUCUUUCACCAAUAUGUCUCGAAACAUACUCUUUCUCUCUCUUUUGUUAUAUUAUAAUAAUAUAUUAAGCCAUAGCAUCUUUGUAAGAUGUUUAUUAAAGAUGAGAUAGAUCUUAUGUAUCAGACAUUGUGCAUAUGUUGUUAACAAACGUGAAAAACUUUUGAGCAAGAAUUAUAUCUCAAAUAUUAUAAAAUGUAGUUAUAUCAUUAUAUCUCUUUGUAUAAAAUGAA